AUGAUUACAGCAAGAAAAACCUGUUUCAGUGCUUAUAUGGGCACCUGACUGUUAAGUUGUAGUGCGCCUGGACCACUACAGAAAUAAGCAUCCUUAAAAAGAGAGAAAAAAGGCAACUAGUUGUUACUUUGAGUGCUUUAAUUUGCAUUAAUUUGUCUGUCAUUCAGAAACACACGGUCCACAUGGAGGACAGGGAAGGAGGAGCCGAGGAAGAGGUGGGGAGGAUAAAAACAAGGGGGUGGAGUGUUGUUCCAGUAAAAUAAUGAGAUGAGACAGACGAUAGAUUCAGAUCAGCAGUCCACACAGAAACAUCAGUAGCUCAGAUUUCAUGACAUGGCAACAAAAAUCAUCUACUUCACAGUGAACGGGAGACCGGAGCAGGCUGAGUUCCCGCUGGAUUGUCCUGCCCAAGAUGUCAAAGAUCUUUUCCGCUCUGCAGCCGAGGCGGGACCUCAUGACAUCCUGAAGCUGUACAACCCCAAAGGCAACAUCAUCAACAUCUCCCCACAUCUGGAGCCCAACAGCCCAAACUCCUGCUACAAGCUGGAGGUGGUGGCUGCCGACUGCAACAGUGUCGACCUUGCUGGUGCGCUAGGAUUUGACCUCUCAUCCAUGGAGAAAAGACUGCAGGGUCUGGAGAAGAAGAUCCUGAUUGAAGCUGGUGAGACUCCUGCAGUCGUGUAUGAGAUGAAGAAACAGGUGGAUUCAUUCCGGGAGAAACUAGAGAGUGUGGAGCAUCUAAGCUGGCUUGGAUUGUUCAAGGACUUGUCAGAGGGAACACAUAAGCCCUCCCCGUUCUACCACAAGAGAACCCUGCGUAAGACCAGAGAGGAGUGUGAGCACGUACGAGAAAAGUUCCUUCAAAUGAGCUCUCUGGAGGUAUCAGAAGAAGUGAGGCAGUACUUAAAGACUCCAACCUUUGAUAACUGGCAGUGGGAGGACGCAGAGAUAAUGGUGCUCCUGCAGGUCAUGUACACAGAUUUAGAUUUCAUAGCGAUCUACAACAUUGAGCCUGAAGUACUGCAACAGUUCUUGUUUGAAGUCUACCGAAGAUACAACAACAUCCCUUUUCAUAACUUCAAGCACUGCUUCUGUGUUACCCAGAUGAUGUACGGUUUGAUCUGGCUGACUGACCUCAGGAGUAAGAUGGACAACAUCGACCUGCUGAUCAUGCUGACCUCUGCAGUGUGCCACGACCUCGACCACACAGGAUACAACAAUGCCUACCAGAUAAACGCUCGGACUGAACUCGCUCUUCGCUACAACGACAUCUCUCCGCUGGAGAACCACCACUGUGCUGUAGCUUUUGAGAUCCUGGAGGAGACAGAGAGCAACAUCUUCAGAAACUUGUCCAUGGAUCAGUACAAACGGAUAAGAGAAGGGAUCAUCAAAUGUAUUCUGGCCACUGACAUGACGAGACACAACGAGAUCCUCAACAAGUUCAAGUCCAUCCUGCCUGCGUUUGACUUCACCAACAAGGACCACAGAGAUGUGCUAAUGAUGAUUCUGAUCAAAGUGAGCGACAUAUCCAACGAGGCGCGGCCCAUGGAAGUGGCUGAACCCUGGCUGGACUGUCUUCUGCAGGAAUUCUACAACCAGAGUGAUGUGGAGAAGUUAGAGGGUCUUCCAGUGACCCCCUUCAUGGAUCGGGAUAAGAUAACCAAGCCUUCAUCUCAAACAGGCUUCAUCAGAUUUGUGCUUUUGCCUCUCUUCAUCGAGCUGGCUAACCUCUUCCCCUGCCUGGAGCAACACAUUAUCGACCCGGUGCGGAAGGCCCUCGACUACUACACAGAGAUGGAGAAAGCACUGGACAAGGAGAAACAGAACCGGGCUCAGAGCGAGAACGCAGCCAAGAGCAAGGAGACGUCUGCGGGCACGCAGAGCACAGCGGACAGCCAGACGGACGCCGGGGACGAAGCCUCUAAACCAGACGCACAGUGAACUACGAUGGACGGCAAAUUCAAGAACUGAACAGAGUCUUACACAUCUUAUAUCAAGAUUGUAUACAUUUAUAUUUAUUCAGAUGUAUUUGGUGAGCACAAGUACUGUAUGCUGUUGUAUUGUAGUUUUGGUGUUUGCAGUAUUACAUUUAUUCUCAUGGACCCAACUUUUAUAACAUCUUAAAUAAAAACACAGUGCCUUUGUGUGUCAUGUAAGUUUCAUUCAAUAUUCUCACAAAUAAUUAUAUAUAAUAAUAAACUCUCUCACAUAUAUGGUAUGUAUUUUUUUACAAGUCUACAGUAUACCAAGAAUGAAUUCCACUUGCAAAAAUAUUGAUACUAAAUGCAUCAUGUAUCAGCAAUUAAUAAAUCUAUUCAAAUGUUUUGUUGUUUCCAUGUAGCUCCAUGCUUAGAGAAAACUUCAUAUUUCUAAAAUAUUCUGACAGCAGUUCUUAUGGUGUAAGACUUAAAACCCAUAUUGGUCAAACCAAAAUGACUAUUUUUGAAUUUUUCUCAGUGUUUCCUAACACAACAUUGACCUGUGAGAAAGUUUUCAGACCUACAGUAUGUAGAGUUAAGUUUGGGAACAAUAAAAAAUAAACUUUGUAAAAAUUAAAAAUCUAAAAAGUGUAUGUCACCUUUAAAAAAAGAAGUAGUGAUGUGCUUCUAACAGAACAAGAAAAGGUCACAGAGUAAACAAUCAUAUUACAAGAUAAGAAACAAAAGCACUGAAAUGGUUAAGAUCCGUGAAAAGUGGUAAAAGGUGUGUUUUAUUGCGGUGGUUCU
Messenger RNA from Thunnus maccoyii (southern bluefin tuna), 2726 nucleotides. RefSeq names its product high affinity cGMP-specific 3',5'-cyclic phosphodiesterase 9A. The coding region runs from base 334 to 1941 and encodes 535 amino acids. The record is from RefSeq and is a predicted model, not a curated record. Lineage: Eukaryota; Metazoa; Chordata; Actinopteri; Scombriformes; Scombridae. Gene Ontology annotation, molecular function: 3',5'-cyclic-GMP phosphodiesterase activity. Gene Ontology annotation, biological process: cGMP catabolic process. The transcript has 14 exons.